UGGUCACCAAGGACAGUCCCGGUGUGGUUACCUGCUUGGAUGAGGCUCGACAUGGAUUUGAGAGUGGCGACUUUGUCUCCUUUUCAGAAGUACAAGGCAUGAUUGAACUCAAUGAAAGUCAGCCUAUGGAGAUCAAAGUCCUGGGUCCUUACACCUUUAGCAUCUGUGACACUUCCAACCUCUCUGACUAUAUCCGUGGAGGCGUCGUCAGUCAGGUCAAAGUACCCAAGAAGAUCAGCUUUAAAUCCUUGCUGGCCUCACUGGCAGAGCCCAACUUUGUGAUGACAGACUUCUCCAAGUAUUCCCGCCCUGCCCAGCUGCACAUUGGUUUCCAGGCCCUGCACUAUUUCUGUGCUCAGCAUGGCAGGCCCCCUCGGCCUCACAAUGAGGAAGAUGCAAUGGAGCUGGUGACCUUAGCACAGGUUGUGAGUGCUCGAUCCCUGCCAACAGUACAGCAGGAAAGCCUGGAUAAAAACCUCAUCUGGAAGUUGGCAUAUGUGGCGGCUGGGGAUCUGGCACCUGUAAACGCCUUCAUUGGGGGCCUGGCUGCCCAGGAGGUCUUGAAGGCUUGCUCUGCGAAGUUUAUGCCCAUCAUGCAGUGGCUGUACUUUGAUGCCCUGGAGUGUCUCCCUGAGGACAAAGAAGCCCUCACAGAGGAAAAGUGCCUCCCGCGCCAGAACCGUUAUGAUGGGCAGGUAGCUGUAUUUGGCUCAGACCUGCAAGAGAAGUUGGGCAAGCAGAAGUACUUCCUGGUGGGUGCAGGCGCCAUUGGUUGUGAGCUGCUCAAGAACUUUGCCAUGAUUGGGCUGGGCUGUGGGGAGGGCGGAAAAAUUGUCAUCACUGACAUGGACACCAUUGAGAAGUCAAAUCUGAACCGACAGUUUUUGUUCCGUCCCUGGGAUGUCACGAAGUUAAAGUCUGACACGGCUUCUGCAGCUGUGCGCCAGAUGAAUCUGCACAUCCAGGUGACAAGCCACCAGAAUCUUGUGGGCCCUGACACAGAACGCAUCUAUGAUGACGAUUUCUUCCAAAACCUGGAUGGUGUGGCAAAUGCCCUGGACAAUGUGGAUGCCCGCAUGUAUGUGGAUCGCCGCUGUGUGUACUACCGGAAGCCGCUGCUGGAAUCAGGCACACUGGGUACCAAGGGCAACGUGCAGGUGGUGAUCCCCUUCCUGACAGAGUCCUACAGCUCCAGCCAGGACCCACCUGAGAAGUCCAUCCCCAUCUGCACGCUGAAGAACUUCCCCAACGCCAUAGAGCACACCCUGCAGUGGGCUCGGGAUGAGUUUGAGGGCCUCUUCAAGCAGCAGGCAGAAAAUGUCAACCAGUACCUCACAGACCCCAAGUUUGUGGAGAGGACCCUGCGGCUGGCAGGCACCCAACCUCUGGAGGUGCUGGAGGCUGUGCAGCGUAGCCUGGUACUGCAGCGGCCACAGACCUGGGCUGACUGUGUGACCUGGGCCUGCCACCACUGGCACACCCAGUACUCCAACAACAUCCGGCAGCUGCUGCACAACUUCCCUCCUGACCAGUUUACAAGCUCUGGAGCUCCAUUCUGGUCUGGGCCCAAACGCUGUCCACACCCGCUCACCUUUGAUGUCAGCAACCCCCUGCAUCUGGACUACGUGAUGGCUGCCGCCAACCUGUUUGCGCAGACCUAUGGGCUGAUGGGCUCGCAGGACCGAGCUGCCGUGGUUACACUCCUACGGUCUGUGCAGGUCCCUGAAUUCACUCCCAAGUCUGGUGUGAAGAUCCAUGUCUCUGAUCAAGAGCUGCAGAGUGCUAAUGCUUCUGUUGAUGACAGCCGUCUGGAGGAGCUCAAGGCCACGUUGCCCAGUCCAGAAAAGCUCCCUGGGUUCAAGAUGUACCCCAUCGACUUUGAGAAGGAUGAUGACAGCAACUUCCACAUGGAUUUCAUUGUAGCAGCAUCCAACCUCCGGGCAGAGAACUAUGACAUUCCCCCUGCAGACCGGCACAAGAGUAAGCUGAUUCCAGGGAAAAUCAUCCCAGCCAUUGCCACAACUACAGCAGCCGUAGUCGGCCUUGUGUGUCUGGAGCUAUACAAGGUGGUACGGGGUAACCAACAGCUUGACUCCUACAAGAAUGGUUUUCUUAACUUGGCCCUACCCUUCUUUGGUUUCUCCGAGCCUCUUGCUGCACCCUGUCACCAGUACUAUAACCAAGAGUGGACAUUGUGGGAUCGCUUUGAGGUACAGGGACUGCAGCCUAACGGUGAGGAGAUGACCCUCAAACAGUUCCUUGACUACUUUAAGACAGAGCAUAAACUGGAGAUCACCAUGCUGUCCCAGGGUGUGUCCAUGCUCUACUCCUUCUUCAUGCCAGCCGCCAAGCUGAAGGAAUGGUUGGAUCAGCCGAUGACAGAGAUCGUAAGCCGUGUGUCGAAGCGAAAGCUGGGCCGCCACGUGCAAGCACUGGUGCUUGAGCUGUGCUGCAAUGAUGAGAGCGGCGAGGAUGUUGAGGUUCCCUAUGUACGAUACAUCAUCCGCUGACCCCCAUCCACUCCUGUAGACUGGCCCUAGCCCCCACCCCCUCUGGACCCUUCUAGCCCAGGGCUCCCAUUUGGCCUCCAGCAGUGGCCCAGCUAGUCAAGCCUGGUGUUUCUUCCUCAUCCUCCUACCUGAACCCCUCUUGCUACUGCAGCCUCCUUUAGAAACCAAAACCUAAUAAAGAGUUAUAAACUCAGAAAAAAAAAAAA
Messenger RNA from Manis pentadactyla (Chinese pangolin), 2716 nucleotides. RefSeq names its product ubiquitin-like modifier-activating enzyme 1. Gene Ontology annotation, biological process: ubiquitin-dependent protein catabolic process; protein ubiquitination; DNA damage response. NCBI's taxonomy places the organism in Eukaryota, Metazoa, Chordata, Mammalia, Pholidota, Manidae. The transcript has a single exon. Gene Ontology annotation, cellular component: cytoplasm; nucleus. The record is from RefSeq and is a predicted model, not a curated record. The coding region runs from base 99 to 2510 and encodes 803 amino acids. Gene Ontology annotation, molecular function: ubiquitin activating enzyme activity.